AUGCUUGAGGAAACUACCAGUAUUUUGGUAAAGGGCGGCCAUGAUGGGAGCAAGGCCCCGUCCAGAUCACGAUCGGAACAGAUUACGAAGACGGCUGAUAUAUUGGGAGUGGAAGAAGGUGAAACAAUAUCAGCGGACGAUGAGUUGUUAGCAACCUUGGGAUAUCGAGCCGAAUUGAAACGUGAAUUUUCCUAUGUCACUGUCUUCGGACAAAGCUUUGGAGCUAUGGGAAUUGCUCCAGCCAUUGCUGAAAGUAUGGUUUUCAGUUUGGGCAGUGCUGGGAGUGUGGGUAUGGUAUGGACUUAUUUGGUUGGGUGUUUGUUGCUCAUCCCAGUAGCUUUGAGCCUGGGGGAACUCGGCAGCAGCAUGCCCACUUCUGGAGGAUUGUACUAUUGGGUUGCACGUCUUACUCCACCACGGCAGAGAGCUUUCAUGUGUUGGCUUGCCGGUUACAUGAAUGUCUUGGGGUAUAUCUCCAUAUACGCAUCGACGAUAUAUGCGGCGACGCUCAUUCUAGGUGCAAUCUGUUGUAUCAGCACAGAUUCCGUCUUUGUGGCUACGAAGUAUCAAAACUACGGCAUGUUCGCAGCAACUACCUUCUUGACCUUCGGAAUGACUUGCGUGCCCUCACAAACCCUCUCUCGUCUCAAUAUGUUCUACAUCUUCUUGCAAUUUGCCAUGCUAUUCGCUCUAAUUAUUGCCCUCGCUGCUGGAACACCCUCGGGAUUCAAAAACUCCGCAGCUUUUGUUUUCACUGACUUUCAAAAUACCGGAUUCUGGACAAACAACGGUUGGGCAUUCAUGCUCUCAUUCCUUACACCAGUAUGGGUCGUAUCUGGUUUUGAAAGUGCAGCAACUAUAGCGGAAGAGGCGAGUAAUGCAGCAAAAGCAGUGCCAUUCGCGAUGAUCUCUUCGCUGGUCACAGCGGCUGUAACUGGAUGGGCCGUUAUCAUCACUAUUGCAUUUUGUAUGGGGACAGAUGUGAUAAGUAUCGUGACGUCACCUUUGGGUCAACCAUUGGCACAGAUUGCAUUCAAUAGUCUGGGCAAAAAUGGAAGUGUCGCCUUGUUGGUCUUCUUGUGGAUUGCAAGUGUAGCCAACUGUUCGAUUCUCAUGGUCGCAGCUUCAAGGGAGUCUUUUGCUUUUGCUAGAGACCACGGCCUCCCAUUCUCCUCCUAUCUCCGUGUCCUAUCCUCCAACAAAACCCCCGUCCGCGCCAUCUCCUUCGUCGUGCUCUGCACCCUUGCCGAAGGCCUCCUCAUGCUCAUCAACACCAUCGCCAUAAACAGCAUUUUCAACCUCGCCAUCAUGGGCCUCUACUUCGCCUACUGCAUGCCCCUCAUCUCGCGUCUCCUUUUCCACAAUUUCACCCCCGGCGUUUGGUACAUGGGCGACACGAUCAGUUAUCUCAGCGCCAUAUAUUCGGUGGCGUGGAUGACGUUUAUUUUUAUCUUGCUUCUUUUCCCAUCGUAUAAAAAUCCGGAUGCACAGGAAAUGAAUUAUGCGGUGGUGGUGUUGGGGUGCGUGUUGCUGUUCUGUGUGGUGUAUUAUUGGGUGCCGGGGUUUGGGGGGAGGACCUUUUUUAAGGGCCCGGUUAGGACGAUUGAUGAGGUUUUGGGGGAGAAUGGGCGCGGUGUGGUUGCAGAAAGAGGAGUUGGAGAAGAUAGGAAUGGGAAAGGGAGUGAGAAAGCAAGGGAAGAUUGA
Messenger RNA from Sclerotinia borealis F-4128, 1704 nucleotides. Lineage: Eukaryota; Fungi; Ascomycota; Leotiomycetes; Helotiales; Sclerotiniaceae. The record is from the annotation of a GenBank genome assembly.